Messenger RNA from Cadophora gregata, 696 nucleotides. RefSeq lists its product as uncharacterized. The transcript is spliced from 2 exons. Bases 1 to 696 code for a protein of 231 amino acids. Lineage: Eukaryota; Fungi; Ascomycota; Leotiomycetes; Helotiales; Ploettnerulaceae. The record is from RefSeq and is a predicted model, not a curated record.
AUGGCACCUUUGCGAUCCAAUGUCGAAGUUCAGCCUCAUCUAGAGGCCAGACAGAAUGAUGCUCAGCUCAGACCCAUAACCCUGACUGUCACUCGAGCUACAACAACUUUCACGACUAUUGUGAACUUGGGCGGUGGAGCGACCAACGUUCCUACUCAAGCGGAUCCAACAGUGGUUACAACGCCACUCUCUACUCCAGAUCCAGUUAUCGCUUCCGGCUCAAGCGAUCCAAGUGACAACACUGGCGUUGUUAUCGGCGCUACUAUUGGAGCAUUGGCCGGAGCUUUGUUGCUCAUGAUCUUUAUCUGGAAGUGCUGCUAUGGUUACCGCAAUGCUGUUCGUUGGACCGGCAGAUAUUACGAUUCCGAUACCUCAUCAUCUUCCUCUUCUUCUCCCUCAUCUUAUCGGCGUCGUUAUGGAGAUACCUUCAAUCGGCGCAACUACAGAGGAUACCCAGUAGCAGUCCCACGCAGAACGUACUCGAGACGAGAGCGAAAACCGAGCUUGAGUACCUCAAGUGGAAGUCGCAGUGACAGUACUUGGAUGAGGAACAGAAGAAGAUCUGGGUGGGGUCAUAGCUUAUUCGGCUGGGUCACUGGGACAACUACGAGAAGGGUGAGGAGCGUAUAUGUCAGGAGGGAUGGUGACAGUAGUGGGAGGAGGUAUGGAGAACCUAGAUAUUCUGUUGACGAUUAA